AUGAAAGUCCGACUGGCUGCACAAACAUUCAGUUGGUCAGUCAGCAGAAGCCUGGAGCUGGCACGGCAACUAAACUUGCAACAGUUUAAGGGCAGUGAGGGAACAUCAAAGUUUGUUGCGGAUGUCGAUCGCUACAUUUGCACAUACCGCCUCAGCCAAGAUCACCUGGAAAUGUUUUUUAGCUGUGUGCGCCAUCGAGGAGGGUGGAACAACAAUCCUUCUGCCAUGCAGUUUCGCUAUGCUUAUCGCAGCCUCCUCGUUCACGCUGAUGUCACAGCAGUGAAAACUGGCAAUGUCGCUCCAGACCUUGAGGGCCUUAUGACAGUGCCACAUCAGAGGAUGCAACGGAGCCAGGCUGAGGAAAGGGACGAAUCUUCUUCACCAGAGGCAUCUAUUAUUCGGGCGGUAGCUGACCAUGACUAUGGAAACCUCAGCUAUGGCCUCACAAAUUUCAGUAGUGAGGUUGUGCAGUACAUUGGAGGUUUCAUUGUCAGAGCAGUAGCGAAACGUGUAACAUGCCCUACUUGCACUGAUAUACUUGUCAAGGACAGCAUCACUAGCGUACUGAUUUUCAUCAGAAAGAAUGGGGGACUCAUCAUGCCAUCUGCUCUGGUGCACCAUGUCCUUCACACUGCUGAGCAUGUCUUUCGGAAUAAUUUGGCCAAUGUUAGAAAAAUGACAAUACAGCGGCUAGUCCUACUAUCAUUUCGCCAGUUUUUUGAGAGGCAUGAAAGGAUCUUAUCAGGCCUUGAACACUACAGAGACAACCCUGAGCAUGUAAUCGAAUUGAUUAAGCUCAUGCUAUGGACAUACUGUAUACUUCGCCUCAGAGAGCAGGCAAAACGGGUGACAGAACACUCAAAGGGUACUUAUGUGCGAGCACUCCUCACAAAGCAAAUACUGUUCCAGCACCAGUAGAUGCUAUGCUCAGAUACCACUCAUGGUAACUUCAUUGCAACUAUACUCCGUUUCAUACACAGCAGGUAACGUUGCAGAUGCUGCGCAAGCCUCACUCUGCACGUUUCAAAGUGCA
Molecule: messenger RNA, 1033 nt
Organism: Dermacentor silvarum
Lineage: Eukaryota; Metazoa; Arthropoda; Arachnida; Ixodida; Ixodidae
Exons: 2
Coding region: 1-918 (305 amino acids)
Source: RefSeq, a predicted model, not a curated record